Molecule: messenger RNA, 4463 nt
Organism: Danio rerio (zebrafish)
Lineage: Eukaryota; Metazoa; Chordata; Actinopteri; Cypriniformes; Danionidae
Source: RefSeq, a predicted model, not a curated record
GUGAGUUUGGUGACGUAUUCAGGAACUGAAAAGUGCUGCGCUGCAUUGCAUAGUACUGGCUGAGCUUUUAAAACAUCUGUCUGUAUCAUCCACAACACAGGGGAAACAAUGUCAGAGCAGAGCCAGGACAGCUUACAACUGAAGCUGGAUCAGCUUGAUUGUCACUUUACUUGGGACAUUCGAAAGGACGAUCUAGACUUAACAAAUGUCCUCAACAGACUCGAGGAACAGGUCAAGAUGGGUCUUGGGAGGGAAGAAGGGGUUGCACGCACUCACUGUUCUUUAGGAUAUGCAAAAUGUCUUCUCGGUAACAAAGAAGAAGCCCUUACUCACCUGUCAAGAUCUGAGACGCUCAUAAAAGAAAAGCUUGGCAACAAUUGUGACAAGACUCUCAUUGUCACUUAUGGUAAUUUUGCCUGGAUGAACUACCAAAUGGAGAACUACACAGAGUGUGAAAGUUACCUGGUUAAGCUUCAGAAGAUACAUGAAAUGUUUCCUGCCGAGUCUGUUCCAGAGGUGCUUGGUGAGAAAGGAUGGGCUUAUCUUAAGUUCUCUUAUAAGUAUUAUGAUAGAGCUGUGGAGGCUUUCCAGAAGGCUGUAGAACUGGAUCCAGAAAAUAGUGAGUGGAACGCUGGUUAUGCCACAGCACUGUAUCGCAUUGAAACCGCACUGAAUCCAUUUCGCACUGAAAUGGAUACACCUUGUAUUGUGGAUUCACCUGCUAUCAAACAGCUGAGACUGGCCAUUAGCAUCAACCCAGAUGAUGAUUCCUUGAGAGCUCUUCUAGGACUUAGGCUUUUCUUAUGCUCCAAAAAGUUGAUGAAAGAGUCUGAGAAACUAAUGGAGACAGCUCUGAAUGGCUCUCCAGAACAUCCACAUGUCACCAGAUACGUUGCAAAAUUUUUCAGGAAUCAAGGAUCUGUAGACAGGUCCAUUGAACUGCUGGAGACAGCACUUCAAAAAUCACCAAACUCUGGUUUCAUACAUCAUCAGUUGGCAAUGUGCUACAAGACUAAGAAAAUUGACUUGCAGAAAGAGAAAGGGGACAGGCAUCAGAUAAAUAAUGCACGAAAUCAGUGCAUCUACUAUUUAGAAAAGGCAACUUCCCUAAAGGAUUCUUUUAUCAUUGCAAUGUGUGAGCUCGCAAUGCAGUACGGAGAGAAACAUGAAUUGUCCAAGGCAGAGGGACUGUUUAAAAAAACAUUUAUUACCGCCAAAGAGAAAAAUGAGUGCAUACAUAUAGUACAUUGUUACUAUGCAGAGUUCCAGCAGUACAGUAACAGGUGUGAGCUUUUGGCUAUCGAGCAUUACAAGAAGUGUUUAACAAUGAAUCCAGAUAGUAGUGAGGGGAAUAGAAGUGCAUACAAAUUGAUGAACAUUGCCAAGAAACAUCUGAAAGCCAACCCAAAUAAUUGGGAUGCCCAUGAAAUACUGGGAUUAAUUUAUCAAAAGAAAGGGGAAAUGUUCGGAGACACCAAGAGCUAUGCAGGAACAGGAGAUGAAGAGAACGAUGAAUGCCUCCACAACCUUUUAGAGAUCAACUGUAAAAUAUAAACAUCUACAAGGAUGUUUAAAUACUUUUUUUUUUUUUUUUUUAAAAGGACCUUAUUUGCUAAUGCGUGCAGAAAUCCUUUUCAUAAACACAGACAAUUGGAUAAAUUCAGAUUAUUCCAAAAAAAGCAACAUCAAAAUCUGCAUGAAGCAAGCCCAAACUAUGCCCACAUAGAGGAAGACAUUUCCAUACAGUCUCACUGCUUUUUAUUUUCACAUGCUGUUUUUUUUUCCACUUUCAUCAUGCUCACUAAUGCCUUGGAAUGGAGACAUUUGUGAAUUUCAUAUUAGUGGAAGACAUGUUUUAGCUCUUGAUCUGGGCCUAAAUUGUAUUAUUCUCUGAGAACCCAUUAUACAUUUCCCAGUACUGGGUUGUGGCUGGAAGGGAAUUCGCUGUGUGAAACAUGCUGGAAUAGUUGGGGACCAUUGAAAUAGAGACUAAGCCAAAGGAAAAUGAAUGAAUUAAUUAACCCGUUAUACAAAAACUAUGUGCACUUUCAGAUGUACUGUGAUUCAUUCUGUAACUUUUUGUCACAUGUGGGAUUUUACAGUAAACAAAAAGCAUAGUAAAAUAUUCUGUUAACUGAUAUAAUAUUAAUUUAUCAACCUACCGAAAAACUAAAUUACCCAGAGAUGGGUUUCAGCUGGAAGGGCAUCCGCUGCAUAAAACAUUUGCUGGAUAGUUUGGCGGUUCAUUUCGCUGUGGCGACCCCAGAUUAUUAAAGGGACUAAGCUGAAAAUAAAAUGAACGAAUAAUUAAAUAUUUUGUGCAGCUUACACUGAUAUCCAUCAAUGAAAAGUUAAUAGAACACUAAAAUGUGUACAUGUCAUUCACCAUCCUGAAAUUGAGAGGUUUGUUCCUUGACAUACCAAAAAAUAAUAAUGAAUUAACCUAUAAAUUGAUAUUUUUCAAAAACUAAUUGGCACAUCCAUCAUGACAGCGUUUAGCUGUAAAAUGUCUUGUUAUGAUUAAUUACACUUCACCAUAUAGUAGCAAACGGAUGUUUACAGUUAACCAAUUAGCAGGCUUUUGUAGUACUGUUACAUUUUUCUGUUUUUUACUUUAAACUUAUAUUUGUGCAGUAUAUGGAUUCAAUGUUUAUUGCAUUUAAAAAAGUGAUUGAUGGAAAACAUCAAAGCACAUUUAAGGGGAAAUCUUUAUUUUAUUCAAAGAAAAUGUACAUUAAAACUUAUGUUUAACAAACUUAUGUACUGAUUUCAUCAAAAAUGAACACCUAAACUCUCAUUUAUCUGAUGAGAGUCAUAAUUUAGUCUAUUAUUUUAAGAAUUUAGUUGUAGUUUUAAGUUAUCAAUUAUUAUUUGUUAAACCGUUACAUUACAUGUAUUGUAUCCAAUGCUAAAUUACAGGUUUGAAAAGAAUGUGCAAAUAACAAGUGUGUUUUGUGGUCAUUCGAACAUUGUUUUUAACGCCAGACCAUUCAUUGUUUUUGCUACUUUAGUUUCUAACAAUAAAUAACGAUCUAAAAUGUGACUGUUCAUGUGAUGGCAUCACAGAAAUCAUUAAUUGAAUAAAAUAAGACAGCAUGAGUAUUUUAACUGAGAGUGUAUUUUGGUAGCUAUAACGAGCAUGCCAAACUAAGUACUUAUAAAGUGCGGUAAAAUCCCAGCCAAGGCCAUUAUUGAUUAAAAUAAUAAAGUCCUCCUACCAUUGCAAAUCGUUUACAAUAGCAAACAUAAAGUGCAUGUAAGUCCUGAUUGUCCAGACAUAUUUCGAUCAGCACUGCCCUCUACAGGCAAUAAUUACUUUCUACAACUGAAAUAUCAGUUACUACCGAAACAAAACUGCAUGUUGUCCAAAAACAGUUUACCAAUUAUCAAACGUUAUAUAUGAGUAAACUUAUGAGAUAUAAUAAAAUAAUUGCAUAAAAGACUAAUUUUAAGACUGCAUUUGUAAGCGAGGAGGAAUUUUGGUUAGUCGGUAGAACAUCCCCAUAUGGGUUCACACGUUCUUACUCAAAGACAGAAUAGUUACCUAACGGAUAUGCAUCUACACUCAGGAAAUAAAAACUGAAAGUACAGCGCGGUGUAAGCCAGUAAUCUUUAAACAUUAUUUGCGCAUACUUUUCUGCAAAGAAAAUGAUGUCAGAAAUAAGGUGAGUUCUUAAUCUUAACACAAAGAUUUCAUAUAUUUUUUAAAAUCUUUAGAAUAAGUGCGAUGCAAAUGUCAGAUCUUAUCUGGUCUGGUCGCAUGUUGCACGGGUGUGUUUUUGCAACAGCAACAGCCAAAUGUAGGCCACACUGUAUGGAUCACAAUGAUCGAUUUUUCUUUAAUGCCAAAAAAAAAAAAAAAAAAACAGAAUUGCAAGCAAAGAUCAUGGUCCGUGAAGAUAUUUUGAACGUUCGGUUAAUUUAUCAGACAGAUGCAAAUAAAUUUUAACUGUGUGGUUUUCAUGUUUUCUGUCAAAAUACGCCAGAGAGAGACAAGAUAUGUGAACUUAAAGCUUAAUCUCUCGAGAUAUGUCUACACAUAUACUAAAUUUGAUCACAUUUUAAAACAAAAUACUUUUAAUGUAGGCAAUAAAAUAGUAAAAAUCUUUUAAACGACAACACAAUUUUAGAUAAAGGUAUCAAAUCAACUAAACUAUUCAGAAUGUUAUACUCCAUAAUGCAGAAUUGUUUUUUUUUUUUAGAUUUUGCCUUUGCUUUUAAUAUAUACAGUUCUGAAUCCACAUUUUCCUGUAUAUUAAACUCUGAUGCCAUUUGAGAUAAAACUAGCAAACCAAGUGCAGAAAAUUCUGUAUUUCUUUAUACGGUACACAAGGCUUCUUUUUGUACGUUAUACGUUUUAUAAAUUCUUAUUUUGUUUUUAUAUACAGUACUAAAUCUAUAGUUUCAAAAUGUUGAAUACAAUGUGCUUUCAUUGAUUAAACUGACACCAUUUCAAAUUUUGA